This is a messenger RNA of Haliotis rufescens (red abalone), 3290 nucleotides long. Its product is annotated as deleted in malignant brain tumors 1 protein-like. NCBI's taxonomy places the organism in Eukaryota, Metazoa, Mollusca, Gastropoda, Lepetellida, Haliotidae. The coding region runs from base 76 to 2409 and encodes 777 amino acids. The record is from RefSeq and is a predicted model, not a curated record. The transcript has 20 exons.
ACUUCACCACAGGCCGGAUCGACAAACAGCAAACAUUCCUCGUCAUCGGCUGUGCUGACAUCUACCGCGAGGAAGAUGGCAGGAUGUAUGAGACUGGCGUUAUUUCUGCUCUUCGCAACGACAACAGCAAAAGCCGAGGCGUGCGACGUCACCCUCCAAGUAAACGGAACAAAAAUGGUUCAGGCGGCUGUCGUAGCAAGCAGCGGAACGUGCACAUGGACAAUCACCAAUGCAAGAACUUACGGUUCGGUGCUCGUAACGUUCGAAGACGUAAACAUGACCCACCACCCGUCAUGUGACGUCGGUAACAGCGUCGUCGUAUAUGAUGGUGAUUCAUCCGGCGACAUCCUCGGUUUGGUUUGUGGCAACUACUCAAGCAGCUUCAGAAGUUCUGGUAGCUUCCUCACCGUGCGCUACUCUGCAGCUGUUGUGACGGACACAAACGCCUUUGCUCUAGGAUAUAUUCAAUCACUUCCGGGCACCUGUUCUGGACCUUCUGUGACAGCCGUCUCAACAACAGAGUAUAACAUCCUGUCAUAUGGGUACCCUGAAGGCUUUAUAAUACCAUUUGAUUGUUAUUGGACUGUGAAAGCGCCGAAAGGCCAACGGGUUCGUGUAUCCAUAGAAACGGCUGGCAACGUCAGCAGCACUUGUGAAGACGUUAAAAUAACAUUUCUUGAUUUGGAAAACACCGGAAUGAGUGUUACAUGGUGUCCAGGGAGAAGCAAUGUCUACCAAAGUUGGACUAACUCAGCUUACCUUAAUCUGGAGAUUUCCAAGCAGCGCAGUGUCCGUCUUAAGUACAGAGCUCUUGAAGGGUCUACAUGCCGAGGUGAUGAUCUUACGGCAGCACCAGAGGAGCAAUUUCUCAUGACUCCGGGCUAUCCAAAUCCCUUUCCAAGUUACCUUGAAUGUCGAUGGACAAUAAACACUCCCAACCCAAGCAGUGGCGCCAUCCGGAUAGAUGUUUUAGAAAUGGAUCUGGAUACGGAAGGAUGUACGACAGAUGUCAUCAGGGUGUAUGACGCCGUACUAUCAACCAGGGAGCUUGUUGGAACUACCUGCGAGGGGCCUAGGUCAUUCUAUGUGUACGGCCAUACAGCAGUGGUUGAGUUUAAAUCAUUGAGAGAAAUUAAUACGAAACAAGGAUUUAAGCUGAAGUAUUACAAUACCACAGCUGAGCCAUGCGGGGGGAGUCUCGUUGCCAACUCUACCAUGCAGAAUGGCACAUCUCCAGGAUACCCUGUCAACUACCCCAACUCCUUCAAAUGUGUCUGGACAAUUUCAACCGAAAACCCGGAGGGACACGUCAAGUUGACGUUUUUAGAAGUAGAGCUGUACAAUGUAUUUUCAUCUAGUGGUGAUUUUGUGCGUGUAUAUGACGGUAACUCAACCUCCGGCUACCUACUGGGGAAAGUGGCAAAAACGAACAAGCCCACCUUCACCAGUCAAGAGGCGUCUCUAACCGUGUUGUUUACAACUGACUACUCUGGGCAGAUAACUCUACUUGACAAACCAGGCUUUGUAUUUGGAUACGAAGAAACGCAGAACACUCCCCCCAUGCAUCGUCUGGUUAAAGCUCCCCCUGCGUCCACUAUUUUGUCGCCAAGAUAUCCAGGAGAAGUGAAAGACAUUAACGCAACGUGGACAGUGCGUUCUAAAUGGGCCAGCAACCAAAUGCUGUUAUCAUUUCUUGAAGUUGAUCUUGGAGACGUCAGCGACUGUAACAACAACUACAUUAUGGUUUAUCAAGGCAGUACAUCAUCCGAUGUGUUUUCGAAGAUCUGUGGUAACGAAACAGGUAAAUUCCUCAACCAAGGCAUGGAACUCUCUGUGGUCUUCAGGACAGACAGCAAUCUGGCUAGAAGAGGGUUUAAGGCUACACAGGACCGGCCAAAAUCCAGAACCGUUGAUGGUUGCUAUGGUGAGACGAAUGAGGUUACAGCUUAUUCAUUCGGCAAAGACGAUCUUGAUUCGCCUUUGUAUCCAAACAAUUACCCAAACAUGAUGAACUGUUCCACCCUAUUGAAGUCUAUCUUUGACGACCACUACAUCCAGCUGGAGGUGACAGACAUGAACAUGCCCCACCCCGAGGAUACGGGCUGCACCAGAGACUAUGUGGAGUUCUUUGAUGGACCAAGUUCUGCUGCCCCAAGUCUGGGACGAGCCUGUGGCCAAACGCUGUUGAAAGUCCAGUCGACUGGUAAUGAAGUGUUGGUCAUGUUUAUCUCAGACUCGAAUGUCGGCGACAAAGGAUAUCGGAUCAAAUAUCAGGCCGAUAGGGAAGAAACUCCACAUUCGGCACCAAUUGGACUCAUACUUGGCAUUACCAUCCCCUGUCUUGUCAUCAUAGGCGCCUAUGUAACAUACCUUGUUUGCAAAAAGAGGAAGGGUAGUGCGGCCAUUUGAACAGUGAUACAAUCACAUCACGGCAUGUAUGCUUGAUGUGGGAGGAAGUCCCGAAGUGAUGCAGUGAAAGAUAUAAGUGAAAGUAGAUGCGACAAAAUCUUUACCAUAAUCAUAAGUCAUAUCCGUUCUUCUAUUCUGACUGUCUGGAGCAUAUGAUCAAUUAGUGAUGAUAUCAGCGGUUCGCGAAGAGAUUAGCGUAUCCUGCACGUAUAUGGUACUUGUCAUAGACACACGCAAAUGUAAACCAAGUGUCCAUAAACAUGGAUGUACAUCGCAAACAACAGUUACUACUUCUGGACGAAGAGGAAUUUUAAGGUUGACGGUGUAGAGACGGACAACGUCAGUUAUCUAUGACGAAAUUGCUUGAGGUAAGGACACAGUCAGUUUAAUAUAAUGAAAUUACUUGAGAUAAGCGAUAAUGUCCGUUAAAGAUAGUGGAUGCACGGCCUAUAGUUGAGAUAAGAUAUAACGUCGGUUAAAAAGAAUCCCGUAUCGCUUACGCUGGAAUGAAUGAAUAAUGUAAUCUACGUAUAAUUACAAUAAUUCAUUUAUGGCGUAAAAUUAUUUUUUUGUCAAGGUUCGGAAAAGUACAAUGUGAGAUUUUAAAAUGGCAUUGACCGAAGUCGAAUAAUAAAGUUUAACUCAAGUUAAGAAACACCUUAUUUUAUGAUCAAUGCUGCAUUGACCGACACACUUUUAACAAAUGAACAGUAACUGUUUAUGAUUUCAAGAUCAAUUUUCCAGUUAAUCGUUAGAAUUGAACACCCAAAGGGUAUCGCCUUUGUUCAACAAUACGGGUAUUAGCAGGAAUAUUGGUUUGGAUCUUUUAUUUUAACAAACUAUAUAUAACAAACUCUCCACAGACCACAUAUAUAUAUAUA